This is a messenger RNA of Leptopilina boulardi, 1764 nucleotides long. RefSeq lists its product as uncharacterized. The transcript has 5 exons. Gene Ontology annotation, cellular component: lysosome. The coding region runs from base 363 to 1460 and encodes 365 amino acids. Lineage: Eukaryota; Metazoa; Arthropoda; Insecta; Hymenoptera; Figitidae. The record is from RefSeq and is a predicted model, not a curated record.
CUUUGUUCUCUAUGCGUAAUAAUAAAAAAAAAAAAAAAAAAGUGCAUGUGGAUCAUGGAAAUUUGUUAUUAUUAUUGUGUUUUAAAAUAUGAUUCAUCGUGAUAGUGAUUAAUUAUUUUAUUGUCAUUUGAUAUAGAAAUAAAAGAAAGAAGAAAAAAAAAUUUAAUUUUUUUUUCUCCUCCCCCUUAAAUGACUCGCCACAAGAAUAAUUAAAUGCAACAUUUUUGUCGAGCAAUGAGGAAAAUUGCAAAAAUCGACAAGAAACAUUACUUUAUAUUGUUGCUGAAGGUCCUAAUGAUUCUUUAAAUUAUUUUUGGAAUUUUAUUGAUAAUCCAUCGGUUCUCGUUGCUGUAACUAAUCCAAUGUCAAAAUUAAAUAUAACAUGGUCAGGUGAUCCAUUUUUAUUAAAUAAUAAUAAUAAUAAUAAUAACGAUAACAAUUGUCUACCUGAUAAAAUUACGUUCAACGAAUCAGCUAUUUUUGCCUAUGGCCUAAGUAUUAAUAAGAUAUACGAAUUUAAUGAUGUCAAUGACAAUGGAAAUAUUAAUUCAUCGAAUAGUGCAAAUAUUAAUAUAUUAAAUCCACGUUAUUUUAAGUGGUACAUUAGAAAUAAAAGUUUUAAUGAUGAGUCAAUUGAACUUGAAAUGGUGGGACAUUCUUAUUUUGAUGAGGAAAAAAAUAUUACAAGAACUGGUAGCAUUACACUUUUGAUCAAUGUAUUUGGUACACUUGAACGUGUCAAUGAAAAACCAUCAAUGUUACAUUCAGAGAAUACAACGCAAAUUGAUUUAUCAAUUGAUAAUUUUGAGACAAAUAACACAUUUACAAGCAGUCGUUUUGCAAUUGAAUUAUUAUUUAUAAAUGAUGGCGAGCCAAAUUUAAUAAUUCCAAUAAAUAUUAAAAAAACAAUCAACGAUGAACAUACACCGGGAAUAUUUAAAUUUAUUGAAAUUAAUUCACCUUACAAUAAUAGUGAAUAUUCAAUAGAAGAGAAAAACAACAACAACAACAACAAUAAUAAUAAUAAUAAUGAUAAUAAUAAUAAUAAUAAUAAUGAAAAUAAUUUACCAUCAAUGUAUUUACAAUGGCGACCUAUUUCUUAUUUGACAAAAGAACGUGAAAUGAAAUAUUCAAGUGAUGCAAUUAUUUAUCAAUUAAAAAAAUCGGAAAAUAUUUUAAAUGACAUAAAAAACAGUAUUUUAUUAUCAUAUUAUGAAAAUAAUAUUAAUCAUAUUGUUGUACGUAAAUUUAAUAUUUCAUUUGGCAGUAAUGGCGAUGGAUUUUACAAGAAAUCAAAAUAUAAUUCAUGGACAUUUCUACUUGGUUACAAUCAUUCACUUGAUGAACAAUUGACAACUGAAACAAUUGUUAUCAUCUCCAAUGUAAUAGGCAUUCCUCUAUUAUUUAUAAUUUUUUACAGUUCUCUAAUGUUUAUACGCAGGACAUCAACGAGAGAAUAAAAAAAUAUUUUUUUAAAAAUAAGUUUUUUUUUAUAUUUUUAGAAAUUGUUGAAACAUAAAAGAGAAUAUAAAAAGAAAAAGGAAGGAACACCUGAAAUGCUCAAAAAAAAAAAAAAUUUCUAUUCCCUAUUUUUUUUAAUAGGAAAAAAUUUUGUAUAUAUAUAUAUAUAUAUAUAUAUAUAUAUUAUAUGUAGAUAUAUAUCGAAAUGUAUAAAUUGUUUAUGUAAAUCGAAAAUAAUUAUAUUUAUAUAGAUAAAAAGUAUCGACAGGAAUUCUAAAACAAGUGCCUUUUUUUUGCACAAUU